AUGGACCGAGACCGAGAAACUGCGACAGCUCCAGCUCCAGCUCUAGCUCUAGCUUCCACUGCGACACCCACGAGCUCACUGAGGGGCCUCAAGCGCACAGCAGACGACUCGUUCGAUGAUGACCAUCGCUUUGCCAAACGCUUCAAUUUACUCAAUCUAGCCAACGGCCAUGACAAGCUCUACAUUCCCGUCUCCUCAAGGCCGCAACUCCAGAGCGGCCUCUCUCAACCUCCUCCCCUCGAAGAGCACAUGCAGCUAGACGAUACGAAGGACCGUGUAUACAUCCACAACCUCGACGAUGAACUCGCAGACAUUGAAUCCGACGAAGAGAAGCUCAUCUUCCUCCCGGACAUUGAAAAGAAGUUCAACACUAUACCAAGACACAUCCUGAUCGGAGAGAAGAAAGACUCGAAUCAAGAACUCGUCCUCUACAACCUGCCACCUUCGUUGUCUGUGCCUGUCGAGCAAGACAAUGUACGAAAGGCCAUACUCGAGGCCCGCCAACGCGCAAAGGAAAAGGCCACUGCCAAUCCUCCUUCCUCGCCGACCCGCGCAGACGGGCAUCCUCCAGAAGAGCAGAUCGAGACUGCCCAUGGCUACGACUCUCCAGACUAUGGCCUGGAUGAAGACACGAAUGACACGGAUGACAUGGAUGACGAUGAGGACGCAAUGGAUUUAUCUUGA
Aureobasidium pullulans EXF-150 is the source of this 684-nucleotide messenger RNA. RefSeq lists its product as uncharacterized. The record is from RefSeq and is a predicted model, not a curated record. NCBI's taxonomy places the organism in Eukaryota, Fungi, Ascomycota, Dothideomycetes, Dothideales, Saccotheciaceae. The coding region runs from base 1 to 684 and encodes 227 amino acids. The transcript has 2 exons.